CGUCGACCUACCCGAAUUCGCCGCAUAGACAAGCUCUCGCCCGUAUCCGGCAUACAACACCCCUUCGACCCUAUAUCACAACCCCCUCACAGAUACCCACUGAUGUCAUCAAGGGGCGGACGCGGCGGAGGUAGAGGAGGUGGAAACCAGGGCGCUGGAGAGCGAAAGAAGCGUGAAUCGAUCCUGAACUUGGCCCAAUUGAUGGACCAAAAGAUCAAGGUGGCUUUCAUGGGCGGACGAGAAGUCACUGGCACAUUAAAGGGUUACGAUCAGCUCAUGAACUUGGUGAUGGACGAUGUUGUCGAAGAGUACGAAGAUGGCCGCCCUAGCCGCAGCUUGGGGUUAGUUGUCCUUCGCGGGCCCAACAUUGUUCUUGUCAGUCCCGCCGAUGGGUCCGCAGAAAUCGAAAACCCUUUCCAACAACAGUCAUAAUAUAUCGCGUUAUGUAACACUGCCUUGCCAUUUCUGU
Cryptococcus amylolentus CBS 6039 is the source of this 469-nucleotide messenger RNA. RefSeq lists its product as hypothetical. The record is from RefSeq and is a predicted model, not a curated record. The transcript is spliced from 5 exons. Gene Ontology annotation, molecular function: RNA binding. Gene Ontology annotation, cellular component: catalytic step 2 spliceosome; Lsm1-7-Pat1 complex; spliceosomal tri-snRNP complex. Lineage: Eukaryota; Fungi; Basidiomycota; Tremellomycetes; Tremellales; Cryptococcaceae. Bases 103 to 432 code for a protein of 109 amino acids. Gene Ontology annotation, biological process: mRNA splicing, via spliceosome; nuclear-transcribed mRNA catabolic process.